Anguilla rostrata (American eel) is the source of this 2639-nucleotide messenger RNA. Its product is annotated as prolyl 4-hydroxylase subunit alpha-2. Gene Ontology annotation, molecular function: iron ion binding; L-ascorbic acid binding; procollagen-proline 4-dioxygenase activity. Gene Ontology annotation, cellular component: endoplasmic reticulum. Bases 163 to 1740 code for a protein of 525 amino acids. The record is from RefSeq and is a predicted model, not a curated record. Gene Ontology annotation, biological process: peptidyl-proline hydroxylation to 4-hydroxy-L-proline. The transcript has 15 exons. Lineage: Eukaryota; Metazoa; Chordata; Actinopteri; Anguilliformes; Anguillidae.
CUCACCUGGUCUCCUGGGGCUGCGUUUCCUGCUGAUUCUACGAUGAAAAGGAAAAAAAACAGCAUACCCCGCGCAUCUCCUCAACCAAGGUCACUGAUGCUGCUGAACAAGUUUAAUUACAAGAACAUGGAGUCUCACUGAUUAGUUUCAUAUCAUUAAAGAAUGGUUCGCCGGUGGUUCAUUGCAUUGGUCACAAUCGGCCUUCUUCUGUGGACUACCAAUGCCGAGUUCUACUCCUCCACAGACCACAUGACCCAGCUCAUUGACAUUGAGCGAGAUUUCAUUCAGUCCUUCAAGGAUUACAUCGCAGCAGAGGAAUUUCACCUUGCACGAUUGAAGCGUUGUCUUCCGUUCAUUGAAUAUUUUUCUGGAGAUUUCCCCGAAGACCUGGAAAAAUACAUCAGCGAUCCUCUGACCGCCUACGUGUUUGUGCGAAGGCUGAAGCACAAGUGGACGGUCGUGGAGGAGACGGCCAGGCUGAGCCCUAUGCAAGGGUUCCAGAAGUUUUUGUCGGAGAACGGUCCAAACAUUCCCAGCGACGAGGACGUGGACGGCAUUGCGCUGGGCCUGGUGAGGCUGCAGGAAACGUACAUGCUGCACCCCGACAAAAUUCUCGGAGGACUGGGCCAGCAGAGUGUGAAGUCCUUAAGCCCGGACGAAGCCUUCCACAUCGCAAUGGUCGCCCACAGAAACAACAAGUUCCUGUACACCUUCCUGUGGAUGGAGGAGGUCCUGAGGCAGCUGGACGCCGGCAGGGAGGCCACCGUCACCAGGAAGGAGGUCCUCGGCUUCCUCGCCCCCUUCGUCUUUCAGAUGGGGGACCUCCCGAGAGCCAUCAGGCUCACGGAGCAGCUGCUGGAUCUGGAUCCCAGCGAUCCGAUUACCGCGAGCCAUUUAGAGUUCUAUAAACACAUGAAGGAGGGCGUCAGUCGGGAUGAAACUCACGCCGCCGCCGCCGACGCCGAGGCACACCUUUUUACGCCGAGUCUCGCGAGAGACGUGAAGGCGUACGAGGCGCUCUGCAGGGGAGAGAACAUACGAAUGACCCCCAGCAGACAGAGGGCGCUGUUCUGCAGGUACAGCACUGGUGGAAGGAACCCUCGCCUCAUCUACGCCCCAGUCAAAGAGGAGGACGAGUGGGACGCCCCAAAAAUCACCAGAUAUCACAAUUUCCUGUCUGAUGAUGAAAUUGGCACGAUAAAGAAACUUUCUGCACCGAAGCUUGAAAGAGCGCAGGUCCUGGACCACAUAACCGGGAAGAACUACUCCGUUGAAAUUCGCGUUUCUAAAAGUGCGUGGCUUUCUGACGGAGAGGACCCCGUUGUUUCCCGUGUGAAUCGACGGAUAGCAGAUGCCACUGGCUUGGAUAUGAAGAUGGCGGAGAAGCUUCAGGUUGCAAAUUAUGGAAUUGGUGGUCAGUAUGAACCACACUAUGACUCAAAGUUUGCCAACGAUGAAGAGUUCCAGAGACUUGGUGGGAGGAUUGCAACCACCUUAAUCUACAUGACCGAUGUCGAUGUAGGAGGAGCAACGGUGUUCCCUGCCAUUGGAGCUGCUCUGAGACCUGAGAAGGGCUCUGCCGUGUUCUGGUACAAUCUUUUGCUGAGUGGAAAGGAAGAUGACAGAACCCUGCAUGCGGCUUGCCCCGUCAUGGUGGGAAACAAAUGGGUCUCCAACAAGUGGAUCCGUGCACGGGGGCAGGAAUUCAGGAGAAGGUGCGGCUUAUCGGAGUCUGACUAAAAACUGAAAACCCACCCAAUGCAUUUGUUUGGGUUUGGGGUCGGGGCGGGGGGCAGCAUGCUUUUCGGUGACUUAGGACCCCAAACUCAAUCUGUCUUCGAUCGCUGACUGCAAGAACUACUGCAGCGCCUCAGCCAGCCUGUGGGCCCAAGGACGGCCAAUGCAGCAUAAUUAUUGUUUCAUGGGACCAAGUGGAAGAUGUGACCCGUGUCCAUUCGUGUUUGAUGCAUACUGUCUAGAAUUCAAUCUGAUCUCCGCCUCGCAUCGUUGUUUUGAUGGAUGUUCUGUGGAUGAAGAUGAAGUUGUGAAAUGUGUCCAUGAGAUUUCUUUUGAAGCUUUUCUUGUUUUUAUUUAAAAUUCAGUGCACGUUUGUUCCAUUUCCUUUGAAAAAAACCAACCCUGUUCCUCACAAAAUGUGCAAGAUUGUGUUGAUAAAAUUGCAUCAAGCCUAGUGAUUGAUGUGAAGCAGAACAGAAUCGGAAUCUUGUAUCUGUUCAAAAUAAAUUCUAACCAUUGAUCUGGCUGGGGUAGAACUUUGACACCAGAAUCAAAAUAAAUAUCUGGGUCGUAUUUAUUACAAUGGCAUUGACGUUAGCCGUUGUAUAUUAUGGUAAUGAAGUGAUUUCCAUUCAAGAUAAACCUCUUAAGUCUCAACACGCAUUAAUAUAAAUAACAGAUUAAUGCUUUUUGUCUUUAUGAUUUCUGGCCCAUAGCGUGCACAUUGUGUAACACAAUACAGGAAAUUGUGACCUACAUUUGAAUGCUGAAUAAUUUCACCCUUCAGUUGCAGCUGUGAUCGAACUUGUUUUCAAAAGACUUUAAACAAAUGCAGGAGACAAUAUUUUCAAACAUGUGGAAAUAAACUUAUGCAACUGCAAUAAAUGCAUGUAAAACCUUAA